Messenger RNA from Oncorhynchus tshawytscha (Chinook salmon), 4865 nucleotides. Its product is annotated as junctophilin-2. The record is from RefSeq and is a predicted model, not a curated record. Gene Ontology annotation, cellular component: endoplasmic reticulum membrane; junctional membrane complex; sarcoplasmic reticulum. Lineage: Eukaryota; Metazoa; Chordata; Actinopteri; Salmoniformes; Salmonidae. The transcript is spliced from 6 exons. The coding region runs from base 560 to 2893 and encodes 777 amino acids.
AGCACCAACUGUUUGGUGAUAGCAGCGCCAGUGAGGGGAGGCAGGGACAGGGGAAGGGGCUUUUCUAUGGCCACCUUGGAAAGCCAUGCAAGAUCCCUGGCUCAACCAGAAAAAGAAGACAUCCAAAAACUGUUCAACUAAAUAAUCGCAUAUUAGUAGGAAAAACAACCGUAAGAAAUCUUACUCAGUCAGCACAGAGCCUUUAUGAAGUUCAUGACUCUGAAAUCGAACAGCGAUCAAUAGAAGAAGACUACUGAAAUAAUGCAAGGGAAUAAGAGAUAAUUAAGUAGACUGAAAUGCGCGUCUGAUAACAAAUUGAUUUGAAGUGUCUAUAGAGUGCAAGGCUACAUGGAAAAUACCCCAAAAAUAUUCAAGAACAAUACAAAGAACAUAUUCUAAGCACAGUGCCAAGGAUCUCUUAAAUUGUUUUUGAUGACAGGUGAAGGCGGAUCCAUUCUGACAGAAAAUAUUUGAUCUUUACCAAGAUUUUCAAAAAGUCAUUGAUUUGACUCCGCCUUUAAAACUACAUUUUUUUGUCUGCAGUCACAGAAGGGAAGGUAUGAGUGGAGGUCGUUUUGAAUUUGAUGAUGGUGGAGCUUAUUGUGGUGGUUGGGAAGGUGGCAAAGCCCAUGGGCAUGGGAUCUGCACCGGACCUAAAGGACAGGGCGAGUUCUCCGGCUCCUGGAAUUACGGGUUUGAAGUAGUUGGAGUCUACACCUGGCCAAGCGGAAACGCCUAUGAAGGCUUCUGGUCGCAAGGGAAGCGCCAUGGUCUUGGAGUUGAGACUAAAGGACAUUGGGUUUACAAGGGAGAAUGGACUCAUGGCUUCAAGGGGAGAUAUGGCUUGAGGCUGAGUGUUGGUAGUGGGGCGAAGUAUGAAGGAACGUGGAAUAACGGAUUGCAAGAUGGAUAUGGCACAGAGACCUAUGCUGAUGGUGGCACAUUUCAGGGCCAAUUUACUGGCGGCAUGCGACACGGGUACGGAGUACGCCAGAGCGUGCCUUACGGCAUGGCGGCGGUGGUUCGCUCCCCUCUCCGCACUUCCCUCACAUCCCUCCGCAGUGAGCAAAGUAAUGGCACCCUGCUUCAGCAGGACGUCCCUGUCAUCAUCGCCACCAACGCCGCCGGCCAGGAGGCCCGAGUCACCACACCCACCCAGCUGGGACCGUCCCGGGGUGGCUUCGCCCUCACGCUCCAGGUGGACCCAGACGCCGUCAAGCCCAAGAAGAAGGGCCUGUUCCGAAGGGGGUCUCUCCUGGGGAAACUGAAGAAGUCUGACUCCCGUACUUCCUUAUCCAGCGUGAGGAGCAAGCUAAGCUUCCUGGGAGCAAGGAGCGAGUCAGCGUUGAGUUCAGCGGCCAGCGAUGUGGCCAGCGAUGCCAACUCCACCAUCAGUCUGGGAGAUGAGAGCCUAGCCGGGGCAGAGGAUUUCCCCCCUGUGGAGGCCGACAUCGAUGCCACCACCACAGAGGUUUACAUGGGUGAGUGGAAGAACGACAAGCGUUCAGGCUAUGGAAUAAGCGAACGUUCCAGUGGGCUAAAGUAUGAAGGCGAAUGGCUGGACAACCAGCGACACGGCUAUGGAUGCACUACCUUUGCAGAAGGAGGGAAGGAGGAAGGAAAGUAUAUGAACAACAUGCUGGUGAAGGCCAUGAAGAAGAGGGUUAUCCAGCUGAAGGGCAGCAAGAUCAGGCAGAAAGUGGAGCGCAGUGUGGAGGGAGCUCAGCGGGCGGCAGCCAUCGCCAAACAGAAAGCAGAGAUCGCUGCCUCCAGGACGACCCAUGCUAAGGCCAAGUCAGAUGCUGCCGAUCAGGCUUCCCAGGCCUCCAACCAGGAGUCCAGCGUCGCCAGGGUGGUGGCCAGGGAACUGUCCCCUUCCUUCUAUCAGCCAGGCCCAGAGUACAUGAAAAAGAGAGCAUUACAGGAGAUCUCAGAGGCCAAUGAGCACACAGACCCUAGAAUGCAUGAGCAACUGUUAGCAGAGCAGCCACUGACACCUGCUGAAAGCCCAAUGCUGCACGACAGGCCUGGCUCCACUCCAGCCUGCACACCCUCCCCCAGCCCGGCCAUCACCCCUCCAGCAUCCAGGCACUCCAAACAGGGCAGCAUCAGCAAAGAGGACUCCCAUCUACUCGGCCCUGCUGGCUGGAACGGGGACAAAGGUGGUGGAAGUCGGGGGAGCAGCCGUCCCAACAGCAGAACCAACAGCCGACCCACCACCCCCUCGUCCAAUGUGGCCACAACCACUUCCGCCCCUGCCACUGCUCCCCCUGAAGAGUGCCCCACUUCUGCCCCCAUCCUUAGCAGCCGGGGGAACUCCCGCGCCUCCAGCCGCCUGAGCAACAAGAUAGAGCAGGGCUCUGACCUGGAGAUCAAGCCCCUGGAGAAGACGGCCUCUGAGGCUAAAUUGUCCAACGCUACUCCCUUGGUAAGGACCAGUGUCACCUACUCAGAAGAAGAAGUCCCACCCCCUCAUCCCGCCUCCAAAGAGUCUUCCAAAGCUGCCGUCACCCCCGAGCUGAAUGAGGCAGAGCCCACACAAAGAACAGAGUCGGUCAAUGAACGACCAGUGUCCGCUGUAUCUGAGAGCAAACCAGGGUCCAGCGCUCAGUCUGUUAAUAAAGUGUCACCCAAGCCAUCGCCGUCACCCAAGCCAUCGCCAAAACGAGAGGCCAGUCCGGCUUCAAAACCUGCCACACCUGCACCCAAACAAGCACCUAAGGUUGAACCCAAAGCGGAGGCCAAGCUGAUGAAGAACAUGGUAAAGAGCCCAGGUACAAGUGAAGUUACAGAGCUAGAUGAAUUUGAGCAGGGUCCGAACACCAUCGUGAUAACCAUGGUGAUUCUGCUCAACAUUGGCCUGGCCAUUCUCUUCGUACACAUCCUGUCAUGAAACUCUGUCGACCCAGGUCACCAGCUUGCAUUGGUGUUGAGGUAAGAUUGCCCACAUUUUUAAGCAAGGAUCAUCCAGAACAAAGAGACUACCAAGAAAUUCAAGCCUUAUAUGGAAGGAAACUGACAACAGCUUCUCCACACACAGCCUCUUGUGACUGUGUUGAGGCUCUUUAAGGCCAAACUGAUUUUCAGAGUCUUGGAAUAUCUGGAGCCGAAUUGAAGGACUUAUGAAUCCUUAUGAAUCAAGACUGAAGGACAUCAAUGAAUCUGAAUGUCAGGAAGAGGGUCUGAAUGGACACGGUGCUUGUAAAGGGGGGAUCCACUGGUGAGUUUCAGUAUCUACACUGGAGAUGUUGUUGCAUGUUAUACACAAGUUAAGUCUACCCCCAACGGCUUAACACCGACAGAUUAGAGUGGUUGUUGACUGGACAGGUGAGGUUGUGUUCACACAGUUAGCCCAAUUCUGAUAUUUUUUCCUCUAGCUGGUCUUUUGACCAAUCAAAUCAGAUCUUUUCACAUCAGAUUUUGUUUUUUAGAGAUGAUCUGAUUGGUCAAAAGACCAAUUAGUAAAAAAAAUAUCAGAUUUGGGCUGUCUGUCUAAACGUAGCCUAAGUGUCAUUAAAUAAUUAGUUUUGUAAUUAGAUAUUCAUUUAACUGAUAGCUUGCCUAUAGAAAUGUAGUCUCUUGGGGCGGCAGGGUAGCCUAGUGGUUAGCGUGUUGGACUAGUAACCGAAAGGUUGCAAGUUCAACCCACUGUUCCUAGGCCGUCAUUGAAAAUAAGAAUUUGUUCUUAACUGACUUGCCUAGUAAAAUAAAAAAAAUAGUCUCUUGGAAAAUCUCAAAUGAACUGAAUAUCCAUCACUAAUUUGUUCCUUGAAAUUCAGUUUGAUAGAUCAGGUUUUCACAAACACUGUCCUCUGGAUCCCAAGGGGUGCAUGUUUUGGUUUUUGUCCUAGCACUACACAGCUGUUUCAAAUAAUCAACUAAUCCUCAUUUGAAUCAGAUGUAUAGUGUUAGGGCAUAAAACGGAAACUUGCACCCCUUGGCCGAGUUUGGGGAAGGGGGAAGGGGGGAGGGAGGAGGGGGUAAUACUCAGUGUUGCAAUUUAUAUAUUAUGCCACCAUUAGAUUAUCUGUUUUCUUUUUUGCCAUAUUCUCAGCUUUCUUCAGUAGACAUCAGUAAAGACAUCUCACAGUCUCUUUGACGCAGUCUCUUUGACAUCACAGGGCUCCUGUAAGACAUGAACUACAGAAUAUAGAUUUGACAAUGUCUGAGAAUCAGUGAUUCUUUUAACCACAAUGGCAACACAACCAACAACAGCAGUGCAAUGUCAUGUACGGUUAUGUUUUCACAUCAAAUAUUCGCUUUCCAAGGCAAAUGUUUGAGUGAGUCACACUGGACUUGUGUUUAAAACAAUAUCUGUAACGGGACUGGUACUGCACUAAUAAAAGGCGUUGUAUAAUUCAGCAAGAGGUUUUCAAAUGACACAGAAUAGAGGAUACAUUUUAGGACUUUAACCAGUGUGUGUGGUAUUGAAUUUCUGGUGUAAUGUCUACUGUAUGUAAACUGUUUUCUGUUUGUCUGAUCAAAAGUAAGGUAAAGCACCCUAUUUUAUGGUUUGACGUCAAUAAAAGCAUGACUCAAUGGAGUCACAGUGACAGACGUGGGCGGGUGGGGGGUCAAUUCUGUCUAAACAAUUGGGGAACACUUUGUGAAGAUUUUGAGAGGGUAAUUAUUUGAACAAAUGGGUUUGCGUUGUUAGAAUGUAAUUGUGAGCAGUUGUUUAGGGAUUUUGUUGGUCUGUAUGUUUGAGUAGGUCACACUAUUUAAAAUGCAUUUCAUUCAGAACAAACAGCUUGCGCUUCAAAAUCAAUUAAGCAGAUUUUCCUCCCAACUUUUGUAAGCAUCUGGGCACUGUUUGUUUGUGUGUGUGUUUUUGUACCUUUUUGAAGUACACAUAUUUUAAUCUA